Molecule: messenger RNA, 921 nt
Organism: Dromiciops gliroides (monito del monte)
Lineage: Eukaryota; Metazoa; Chordata; Mammalia; Microbiotheria; Microbiotheriidae
Product: zinc finger protein 330-like
Cellular component (GO): nucleus
Molecular function (GO): zinc ion binding
Source: RefSeq, a predicted model, not a curated record
AUGCUUUUUAAAAAAACUGGUGCAAGAAAUGAGCCCGAAAGCCAUUUAAAAUAUGAAAAACAGCUAAGAGUGGCAAGAGGCAAUAUUGAUUUAGCUAAACAUUCAUGUAACACUUCAAAGGAAUAUAAGUGUCAAAGAGGACAGAAAAAUAGAGCUUUCUGUUACUUUUGUAAUUCUGCACAGAAGUUACCAAGAUGCAUGCAAUGGGGAAAAACAAAAUGUAGGAAGUCUUCAGAUUGUGUCAUAAAGCAUGUUAGUGUAUAUAGGAUUGAUCUUGUAAUUGUGGGUGCAAUCUGUGAUUUCUGUGAAGGUUGGGUUUGCCAUGGGAGGAAAUGCUGUACCUGCCCUUUUACUGAUGUAGAAUAUGUUGAAUGUGAAAGAGGUCUAUGGGACCAUGAAGGCAGAAUAUUCAACUGCUCUUUUUGCCAUAAUUUCCUGUGUGAGGAUGAUAAAUUUUGGGGGGGGGGGGCCUGCAUGGUUUUGGAGAAAGAAACAUUAAAAUGUGUUUCCUGUAAUCAGCUGGGAGAGCACUCAUGCUUCUGCUGUAAGACUUGUUUCUGUGAUGAUCAUACAAGGUUCAAUGAUCCUCCCUGUUCUAAAUGUAGACAUGAAAUUCAAGAGACUAAGGAACUGAUCAUAUCAAUGUACUCCUUGAAAUGUGUCCGGCAAACAGGAAGUGAAGAAGCAGAUAGAGCUUUGGGGUAUGCUGCCUAUUGGAAGAAUCUUGCAUCAGGAGAGUAUGGAGAUAAAGGAUAUACAAGAUACCAGGAAGAAGAAGAUGAUAACUAUGAAGCAAAAGAGGACAAUGAGAAAAAUAAUGGAGGACAGUCAGAUACAGAAACCACAGAUCUAUUCAUUAAUUUGAAUUUAGUAAGGACCUAUGUCAGUGGUUAUGCUUACUGUGAGGAGCCUGAAGACUAG